AUGGUGUGUGAGGACUUGCCAAAGGAAGUGUGUGCUUUCUCAGUAGCUUCAUCUGGAAAGAGAUGUUUGUUGGAGACUGAGAAGAAUAUCAAUGGUGAAACCGAGUAUCAAUGCCGAACAUCUGAAGUUAUGGUGGAGAGAAUAGCAGCAUACAUAGAGACAGACGAAUGUGUAGAAGCAUGUGGUGUUGAUAGAAGUUCUGUUGGUAUUUCAUCUGAUGCUUUCUUUGAGCCUUACUUCACAAGCAAGCUUUGUUCUCCAUCUUGUUUCUCUAAGUGUCCCAAUAUUGUUGACCUUUUCUUUAAUUUGGCUGCUGGAGAAGGAGUAUUUUUGCCGGAACUUUGUGAGAAACACAAGAACAACCCUCGUCGUGCUACAAUUGAACUUACUAGCUCAGGAGCUGCACUUGGUCCUGCUUCAUCGAUUUCACAGGAUAUUGCGUUAGCACCAGCAUCUGCACCUACACCUAUUUCUGAGAUUUCAAAGGAAAAUGAGUUAUCACUGAAACGUAUCUUCUGCAAGGGGUUAAAUAACACUCUCCCAUCAGUCUCUAGCAUAUGUGGUCAAAGUCCUUGAGAAAUGAAUGAAUGGUGGAGAUUUCAAAUGGACUUCAUAUAGUAAAACAACUUAAUCCAUAAAAAGACUUUUUCUAUAAGAAAUAAGCAUCAACU
This is a messenger RNA of Medicago truncatula (barrel medic), 671 nucleotides long. RefSeq lists its product as uncharacterized. Bases 1 to 576 code for a protein of 191 amino acids. The record is from RefSeq and is a predicted model, not a curated record. Lineage: Eukaryota; Viridiplantae; Streptophyta; Magnoliopsida; Fabales; Fabaceae. The transcript has 2 exons.